Molecule: messenger RNA, 988 nt
Organism: Phasianus colchicus (ring-necked pheasant)
Lineage: Eukaryota; Metazoa; Chordata; Aves; Galliformes; Phasianidae
Gene: AP3S2
Product: adaptor related protein complex 3 subunit sigma 2
Biological process (GO): intracellular protein transport; Golgi to vacuole transport
Cellular component (GO): AP-3 adaptor complex; membrane coat
Source: RefSeq, a predicted model, not a curated record
GGCGGGGGGCUUCCUGGGGGAGGGGGGGAAAGGGGGGUGAUGAGGCCGUCGCGCCCCGGUUCCGGUUCCGGCCGUGUCGUGCAGCCGCCGGGAUGAUCAACGCCAUCCUGGUGUUCAACAACCACGGCAAGCCGCGGCUCGUCCGCUUCUACCGGCACCUGGCGGAGGAGGCGCAGCAGCAGAUCCUCCGCGACACUUUCCAUAUGGUGCUGCGGCGCGACGAGCACGUCUGCAACUUCCUGGAGUGCGGCAGUCUGUUCGGCAGCCCUGACUGCAAGCUCAUCUACCGGCACUACGCCACGCUGUACUUCGUGUUCUGCGUGGACUCCUCCGAGAGCGAGUUGGGCAUCCUGGAUCUCAUCCAGGUGUUUGUGGAGACGUUGGACAAGUGCUUUGAGAACGUCUGCGAGCUGGACCUCAUCUUCCACAUGGACAAGGUGCACUACAUCCUGCAGGAGGUGGUGAUCGGUGGGAUGGUGCUGGAGACCAACAUGAAUGAGAUUGUGGCACAGGCGGAGGCGCAGAGCAAGCUGGAGAAGGCGGAGGGGGGGCUCUCGGCUGCGCCAUCCCGCGCCGUCUCAGCCGUGAAGAACAUCAACCUGCCGGAGAUCCCACGCAACAUCAACAUCGGGGACAUCAACAUCAAAGUGCCCAACCUAUCACAGUUCAUGUGAGCAUCCCGGCGUGGGGGGCCGGAUCUGGGGCUGACUCUUCUUGGGAUUCCUCAGUGCAGAAAUGUGCCCGUGGCUGUGGCGGAGCCGUGGCGGUGCUGCUCCUCCAUCCUCCCGCUGCGGGGCUCGCGCUGCCUGCCUGUGUUCCCCUGCCCACCCUGCUCCUGCUGGGGUCCUGAGAGGUUGGCACUAAUGUCACGGGGCAGGGCAGUGGGGUGUGAGCUGCUGGGAGCUGCCAGUGUGCCCUGCUGUGCCAGGAACGCGUGCAUGUGAGCAGUGAGCGUGUCCUUUUCCAAAUAAACCACUGUGUGAACCUG